Messenger RNA from Iphiclides podalirius (scarce swallowtail), 1380 nucleotides. The record is from the annotation of a GenBank genome assembly. Lineage: Eukaryota; Metazoa; Arthropoda; Insecta; Lepidoptera; Papilionidae.
AUGUUCUGGGGAGUCAGCCCGGCGCUGGACCUGCAGGAGGAGUAUCUGAAGAAUGGGGACAGAAGCUCGUACGAGCUCAACUUCCUGGUCGUCGGCGGCUGCGACGCGCGCCACGUCAUCAAAACGCUCGCCCAAGCCUAUCGCCACAGCAGGCGCUACAUGAACCUCUUCGUCAUCGACGGAUGCCCGGAGCUGGCCGCCAGGCAGCUUCUGUUGAUGUCGCUGGCGUUAGAGCGCACGACCAGGGUCGGGCUGCUCGAGAAGACCAGGCGCCUGCUGGAAGUGUACGGGAACGCGCUCCUCCGGCCGCCCACGUCCAGGUACGUCGCGGCCAAGGCGCGCCAGCUGGUCGGCAUGAUCACGAACACGGAGUACAUGAGCUGCCUGCUCCCCUGCGUGUCGAUAGAACAGAUGAAAUACCGCGAGAGGGACUACAUGGAGAACCUGUUCGGCUUCUGGACUACGGGCAACACGAACCAGUUCAACGCGUGCGAGCUCUGGGAGCACCGCCUCAGGCACAGCCUCGGGACUCGCUACGAUACCAGGGCGGGCGUCUACGACUGGGACUACCACAUGCGGCUGAAGGAGGUCGCCGGCCGGGUCUGCUACCAGGAGUACAGGCAUUUCCGCGAGCACGGCGUGGCCUUCACCUGGCUGGAGACGGAGGUCUGCCGGCCGAACGUGACCUUUUCUGCGGGCGUCUACAAGUGCGGCGAGAGGUACUUGCACCGGGGCUACCUCGGGGACAUCGUCACGUCGCCCUACGUGGCGUACGGGCUGGACUGCGAAGACGAGGACAUGCUGCGCUCCACGCACGGUUCCAACUUCAAGCGGGCGACCGACAUAGCCGAGAGGAACGUGAUGCGAAUGCUCUACGAGCUCGAGCACCGUCAGAGGUUCGACGCCGGCACGAUGCACCUGGACGGCGGGAGGAACCUCGGCCUGGUGGUGACGAGCGAUUUGGACGCGCGGAUCUCCGAGGGCGGGCCCGAGGCGCCGUUGAUGUUGCGCGAGGACCGCGACACGUACAUAAACGUGGACUACGGGAAGGUGCACUUUCUAUCCGCGUCGGCGUUAGACCAGUAUCCCCACAAGCCCCAGUUCCAGGGGCUGUUCCACGCGGUGUACGUAGGGCAGAACAUGCUGCCGCGCGUGAGGCCCAGCGUGUGGUCGAUGGCGAGGGACGACGCGGUCCUGAUAAUGGAGACCCGCAAGUACAUGGUGGAGCUGAAGCGGGAAGACGUGAAAGCGUUCGGCGAUCAGAUACAGCAGGCGGCCGCCGCCGCGCAGUGCGACAAGAAGUGCACCUUCGAUCCCGAGAAGGACGACUUUGCAAGGUUCCUGAUCAAACGGAACAGCGAGUGCACCGAUGUAUCUCAG